Messenger RNA from Aspergillus alliaceus, 1476 nucleotides. Its product is annotated as putative RNA 3'-terminal phosphate cyclase. Bases 1 to 1476 code for a protein of 491 amino acids. Gene Ontology annotation, molecular function: RNA-3'-phosphate cyclase activity. The transcript has a single exon. Gene Ontology annotation, cellular component: nucleus. Gene Ontology annotation, biological process: RNA processing. NCBI's taxonomy places the organism in Eukaryota, Fungi, Ascomycota, Eurotiomycetes, Eurotiales, Aspergillaceae. The record is from RefSeq and is a predicted model, not a curated record.
AUGGCUCAAGAUCAUAUCAGGGCACCGGUCAUUCAUCUAGAUGGAAGAACGCUCGAAGGAGGGGGCCAACUUGUGCGGAUUGCCAUCGCGCUCUCAGCUUUAACAAGCCAGCCUAUCACGAUUGACAAUAUCCGAUGCAACCGACCAGGGAAGAAAGGGCUCAAGGGCUCACAUCUCGCCGCGAUCCGAUAUCUCGCACAGGUGAGCGGAAGUUCUACUGCCGGUGCAGAAAUAGGAUCGACAUCGUUGAGCUUCUAUCCACGAGCCGCGCAGACGCCAAGGAAUCAAGACCAUGAGCGGGGGAAAGCGAUCCAAUCACAUAUCAAUGUCGUGCUUACAACAGCAGGUUCGGUGUUUCUAGUGUUCCAAGCACUGUAUCCUUAUAUUCUGCACGCAGGAGCCAUUUCUUCCGUUUCCGAGCGCCGGAUUACUCUAUCUAUUGUCGGUGGGACCAACGUGUCGUUCUCGCCGUCAUACGAUUACGUAGCACAGGUCCUAGUGCCUAAUUUCGCCCGAGUCGGAUUGCCUCGUCUCUCUGUACGGCUAAUCAAACGAGGAUGGGGGACAGGGCCUUUCAGUUUGGGCAAAGUGAAUUUUGUUGUGGAUCCGCUCGCGUUGUGCAAAGAUGAAAAUAGAGUCGGGUCGAGUCCUCAAUUCCCGCCCAUGAACAUUGGUCAAUAUCAGCGUGGGACAAUCAGCCAGGUUGAAAUUACCGUUUUAGCGCCCGACGAUCCAUUUUCCAAGAGCCCGGGGAGACAUGUCCCGGGAAAAGGGAGGAGACACAGAUUUGGUGGGACGCAGUCUCGGGGCCAUAUGCCCAGGAGCGGGCAAAACAACGAUGAUUCAGUAGACCAAACUGGAACGAUCCGACAAUUUGUUGAGAAUGAAACCAUUCGCAGCCUCCGCAAGGGGCUGAAAAAUUUACCCUCGUGGAUUUUCACCACCGGAGAAUCGUCUUCCAAUGCGGCUUUCUGUCCUUCUCGUACAAAGAGCGACGGCAACGGAGUUCCUGUCCACAUUAACAUGACCGAGGUCACGCACCAUUACUCGCACGUAUACAUACUGAUCGUCGCACAUACAUCGACAGGGUUCAGGGUGGGACACGAUGCACUCUUUGGGGUCGACAAGGGCGACUCUCAUGCGCGGCAAGCGCGGCAUAGAAAACGGGGCGGUCCGGAGGCGAUGGUGGCUGUAAGAGAUUUAGUGGAGCGAUGUGUAGAGGGGUUCCUUGAGGAAUUGUAUGAUGCUCGCCUGCAGCAAGAUGCCGACAAUGGAGGGAAACGCCCGCCCUGUGUCGAUAGAUUGCUAAGAGAUCAGUUGGCGAUUUUCGAGGCGCUGGGGCGAUCGACAACCGAAUUGAGGGAAGACGGAAGGGAAGAUGAGCGAUAUUGGAGUCUUCACAUGCAAACGGCGCGUUGGGUCUGCGAAGAAAUGCUGAGUCACCGGACACCUGAUUUACAUACAUUAAAGCCCUAG